GUUCACAAGUCUCGAUAAACGAAUCAAAGAAGGCAAUAGAGGUGGCGCUGAGUAUAGCCGAGUCUUAAGUUUCAUUGACACUUCAGAACCCACAAUAAUCCCCUUCCACCAAGUAUAGCGUAUGAAUUUCAAACGUAGCGACACGUAGUUGCAUCAUGUGAAACAACCUCUACAAAAAUUCCUGGUGCUCUCGAACUUACGAGGCUGUAUCAAAAGUCUCACCAUGGAUGAGGCUCUGUUAUCAGACGACCCGGAAGCUGUUCAGAAGGAGCUGGAUGGCGGACUGCAGCUGUCAGAAUACCUGAACCGCGGCACGUUACAGCACCUGUACAACAAGGCGUUUGAAGAUGCCACACCCAAGCAGAGGGAGGCGUACGUCUUCAACAACCUGGUGGACAGAUGUCUGGACCAGGGGAAGUACGAGGGCCACACCGUCCUACAUGUGUUAGGGGAGGUCAUUUCACAGGACCUGAUACAGGACUACGAGAUACCCAAUAUAUAUGAUGAUGAUAAUGCGGACCGUCCCCUGGGUUUCCAUGACCUGCUCCUCUGGGCCAUCGCCACAGGCAGGGUCCGACUCUCUAGACUCUUCUGGAACUUAGGCUCGGACCAGAUCGUUUCUGGUCUGGUUGCUAGCAUGAUGUUCAAGUUCGCUGCCGAGCAUCUUCCGAACGACAUCUACCAUGCCGAUCAGCGGUCCGACCUCUUCAAGCUGUCCAAGGAGUACCAAGAGCUCGCCUUCUUCGUGAUCAAAGAGUGUUACCGGCUGGACAAGAAGGAGACGUCGGACGUGCUGGUGAGGCAGCGGCGGGACUGGGUCCACAUCGCCCCGCUGGACGCCGUCGACAUGGCCGAGGACAUGGAGGUCAUGAGUCACGCCGCCUGCCAGUUCACGCUGAACAACAUCUGGACGGGCAGGAUGGCCAGCCACACGCCAACCUGGAAGUUGGUGGCUGCGACGAUCUGUCCCCCGGUGCUGUUUUUCCUGGAGUACGUUGAAGAAGAGGAUCCGGCACACGAACAUGAACAUGAACUCAGCCUGUGGGACAAGGUCAAGUUCUACUUCACUGCGCCUGUCACCAAGUUCAUGCACAGCGUGGUAUCACAUGUGCUCCUGAUCCUGAUCUUCAGCUAUAUGGUCCUGUUUGAGCUACGGCCCCUGAGUAAGCGGCCAGUGGGAUGGGCGGAGGGACUGAUGGUGUUCUGGAUUGCUGUUCUCGGUCUGGAAGAAAUACGGGAAAUGGUGGAUAAACGUGUUUUGAUCCAAACGUGGAUCUCCAACGUGUGGAACUUUCUGGACGUGAUCAUCGUGGGACUGUUCCAGAUCUCCUUCGUCGUGCGCCUGUGUAUGGAUCGGGAUUUCGAGAAGCAGAACUUCCAGAUCAUCCGGAUCCUGUACUGCCUGACUCUGAUCUUCCUGUGUGUUCGGAUCAUCCCCAUGUUCUAUCUCAGUAAGAACAUGGGACCGAAGAUCGUCAUGAUCCGGAAAAUGGUCGGAGACGUGGUAUUUUUCCUGAGCGUGCUGGUGGUAGUCGCGGUGUGCUACGGUGUCACACGACUGGCUCUCACCGCGCCUAAGAACGAGUUCAGCCCUGGCAUUCUUGGGAAGGUCUUCCUGAUCCCCUACUGGCAACUGCACGAGCAGAUGUUGGACCUGGAGGAGGGGGAAGGGCCAGACUUGCCUUGGUACGUGGACUUUCUCGAGGCUGGUUACAUGCUGUUAGUAGCUGUGAUGCUGGUGGAACUACAAGUCGGUUUUGGAAAAGUGGAAACAAAACUAUGUGAGUUGGAGAGGAAAGCUGUGUCCAACGUACAAAUGAAGUUAGAGAAAGGUGUCUACAAGCUUCGAGGGUCUGCCGAGCACAGCUCCCCAGAAGCAGGCGUGAAGCUGGGAUCAUUACGGGCCCGCAUGUCCAGCAUGGAAGGCGAGAUGGAAGCAAUCAAGUCUUUAUUACAAGAUUAUAGCAAGAAGUAG
Molecule: messenger RNA, 1975 nt
Organism: Branchiostoma floridae (Florida lancelet)
Lineage: Eukaryota; Metazoa; Chordata; Leptocardii; Amphioxiformes; Branchiostomatidae
Product: transient receptor potential cation channel subfamily M member-like 2
Biological process (GO): calcium ion transmembrane transport
Cellular component (GO): membrane
Molecular function (GO): ligand-gated calcium channel activity
Source: RefSeq, a predicted model, not a curated record